Pelobates cultripes (western spadefoot toad) is the source of this 12602-nucleotide messenger RNA. Lineage: Eukaryota; Metazoa; Chordata; Amphibia; Anura; Pelobatidae. The record is from the annotation of a GenBank genome assembly.
AUGAGAACGCCAGCAACUGGUGUUGGAGCAUUGCUAAUAGAGAAACGAACUGGAAUGCAGCGUGUGUUUUUAUCCUGCACAAAUGAACGAGACAGGAGGAGCAGAGGGAGGUGAAAGUAAUUUUUAGGUUUCUUUCACAGGUUUCAAAAACGAGCGAUACAAUAGUACCGAGAAGAGGAGUGGAAAGCCUGGAAGCCGCUGCCAUGAUAGUGAGUGGAAAGAGAGGGAAAGUGGAUCCUCACAACCAUUAAAGCAAAGUAAGUGCUGGGCGUAAGACUAAGAGCUUAGAACGAAGCCUCCAUUAACAGAUAACAGAGAGAAAAGGAGGAGCAUGUGGAAAGGUUAAACAUACAGUGAGUAGUAUCAUAUGGUGACUGGGGAAUAGAAAAUAACAUACUGUAAAUAAGGUGUAAAUAUAUGAAUAUAGCAAUUACGUAAACAAGGAUAAUUAAAAUAAAAAUUAAAAAAAAUACUCUUUUUUUUGUUCGCUUUUUGUUUGCAAUGUAACUAUAUUUUACCUAUUAAGGAAAUCAACUACCUAUCAAGAAUUAAAAAAAAAAGACAAGGAAAAAACAUGUAUGUAAAUUCUGGAUGAAAAGCAAUUUAGUGUGAAUUUUUAUUAAAUGUUAGUUGCGAGUAAACAUUUAUGAGUAAAAAUCGUUCAUAUUGGUCAAAAUACAAUUGAAGGAAAGAUAAAGGAAAAAAGUCCCUUAUAAAGAUAACUUGGUAACUGCUCAAGAAGACAAAUCUCCUAAUUAAUAGCAGAAAAAAUAAAUAAAAUAAAAUAGAGAAUUAGUCGUUUUAUAUAUAUAUAUAUAUAAAGUGUGAUUUAACAAGGAAAAAAAAGGCAACAAAAAGACAGUUGUCCAAACAUGCUAAGAAAAUCAAUCCUAAUAAAGAAGAAAAAGAAAAAUCACAAAAAAAACCUUGACGACCUAUUACGCAUCACCAACGGUAGAAGAAAAAAAUAGGGUCAAGAAGAAGAAUAAAUUCAUCAAUAAAACAAACAAAUGAAGUACAAGUUAAUAGCUCUGAUGGAGAAAGUUCAAAUGUGCCAGAGGACCCUACAGAGUGAGAAGAAAUAACAAUUGUCGGGGGAGGCACCUUUCCGUGAUUUAUUCUACAAAUGCAAUUUUUUCUAAAAACAUGUUGUGAGUGCAAUCUAUAUCUGCGCUAUUUAUUUUUUAUAUACAGUAUCACACUAUAUAUGUUAUUUUAUUUGUAGAUCUACAGCCACACUCUCCAAUAUACUUGCUGUUCUAAGUUAUACUUAGCACGUAUGGGAUAAAUUUUCGUGAGCAGACCUCCUCUGGAAAAAUAUUAAAAAAAGUUAUAUCUAAAUUAUUAAGUGGAGAUCAAACAGGAUUCAUUCCAGGAAGAUCAGCAAAAUACAAUCUUAGGAAAAAUAUCAACUUAAUGUUAAUGGCUAAAAACUCAGGAGAAUCCACGCUGACCCUGUCAUUGGAUCCAAAGAAGACCUUUGACAGGGUCUCUGGAUUUAUUUGAAAGAGACCUUGAGAAGAUUUGGAUUUAAAGAUUUUUUUCUAAGUGCAGUUUGGCUACUCUAUAGAGACCCAACAGCAUGUAUAAUGGGAUCUGGGAUUAGAUCAUCAGGAUUUAGAAUUUUGAACAGCACCUGCCAAGGAUGUCCACUAGGCCCUAUGUUAUUUACUUUAUCAUUAGAACCAUUUGCUCAGAAAAUUAGACAGAAUGGAGAUAUUAAGGGCUGUCAAAUUGGGAGCAGGAACUAUAAAAUAUCAAUGUUUGCUGAUGACGUUUUACUUACACUGAAGGACCCAGGGAGAUCAAUGGAGGCAUUGCUGAAUGAGAUUAAAAAAAACUCGGAAUUAUCCUAUUAUAGCCUUAAUCUAAACAAAUCUCAGGCAUUAGCUUGGAAUUUAAGUCCUGAAUAAAAAACUAAUUGAAAAGAGAAAUAUAAACUGCAAUGAAUAGAUAAUACACAUAACUAUCUAUGGAUAAAAAUAUCAUAUUCCAAAAAAUUAAAUGUGGAUUCAAAUUAUAUCAUAUUAUUAAAGGAACUUAAAAAUAAACUCAAUGGUGUUCUACCAAAAUUUACUUUUUUUAUUUAGAUCUAUUCCUUUGAAAGUAGAAAAAAACGUAAUAUGGGAUUUUCAGAAAUUGUUUAACAACUUUAUAUGGCAUCAUAAGAAAGCAAGGAUAGCAUUAAACAUGACAUCAAGAGGAGAAAGAAAUGGAGGUUUAGGAGUGCCUGAUGUAAAUAAAAUUUAUGAUGCAAUUUUAUUCUCUCAUAUUUCAAAAUGGUUCAGAACAGAUAGUUGCUAUCAAUGGCUAGGCAUGUAGAAUAAAGCAUUUGUCACAAAGGAUGUCAGAAACAUUAUCUGGGAUAAAAAAAUUUGAAUUCAAUAAGAUGAAUCCAAGAGUCAGGGACUUGAGCACAGCAUGGAUAAAUCUACAUUAUAAGUAUUUAAGUACAUGGGAUUUGAAUAUGCUUAUUCCAUUGAUAAUUUUAGAAAAUCUGAUGGGUAAUAUCAAACUAAAACUUUGAAAGGAAAAAGGAAUAGUCCAUAUUUAUCAACUGAUGGAAAACUUCAAGGUAAAAUCGUUUGAUAUAAUUCAAAAUACCUUGACAUUCCAUUUAAUGAAUUUUAUAAUUAUACAAGGAUAAAUUAUUAUAUAGAUAUAGAAUUAUCCAAAAAAAAUCAUUAUAGAGAGGAUAAUAAAAAUAAAAAAUAAAAAACGAAUAGAUUGAUUAUGGAUAUUGUGGAUGAAAAGGUCAAUUUUAGAUCAUUUCCAACCAUCAAAAAAUUGAUCAACGAUUUGGAUUUAAAGAUGGAAGAAGAAAUUUGGAUUGGAUCAAUCAAUUUUACGAAAACAACUAUUCAUAAUAUAAAUCUGUUAGAAACCUAUUUUAAGAUGACUUUUAGGUGGUACUUAACUCUAGAAAGAUUAAGUAAAAUGAAAAUGGGAUGUGCUGGAGAUGUAUGGAAGAAAAGGGGUCAUUAGUUCACAUAUGGUGGAAAUGUAGUAAGAUUCAACCCAAUAGUCUAAAGUUUUUAAUAUAAUUUCUACUCUACUAAAUAAAAAAAAUGGGGAUUUAGAUCCAGCAUGUACCCUAUUCCAUAUAGGUAUAUAUGCCCUUCCGAUAGAAACAAGAUACAAAUGCUUUAAGUAGCAUUUAACCUGUUAAAGGCGAGAAAAUGGAAACAAAAGGAAGAAGUGAAUGUUCAAGAUUUAUAUGACCAGCUAGAACAUAAUUACCUUAUGGAAAAAGGACAUUACCAAAAUAACUGUUUAAAUCUAGUAACAUUUUAAAAUAGAUGGUCGGAAUGGGACAAAAAAAAAAACCCCAAAACAAAUCCUUGGUACAUUAUGCAUAUAAAAAAGAAAGUACAAAUAUAUUAAUGUUUAAUUUAUGAGGUAUGAAUGUAUUUACGUUAGUGUUGUCAUUGUCCUUCACAUAAUAAUGAAUGGAGAAGAGGAAUUCUUCUGUAGUGAAAUAGUUAAAAAUAUUAAUUAAAAGAGGAAUCUCUUCAUAGCAGGAUAUACAAUUAUAUUCUGAAAGUCAAAUUGUAUUUGCUUAAUAAAAAAAACAAAAAAAAAUAAAAACAAAUUAUGAUUUUGGUACUGGAUUUAACUUUGGAUAGAAAAGUAUUUUCUAAGCAUUGAUUACCAAUAUCUGAUGAAGUUUAAAAAAAAAAAAAAAAGGCAGGGGUGCCCAAAAUCCCUCAAUUUUGUUAGAACGACAGCUUCCAUGAUGCUUUGUUAUAUCUAUGGGAGAUGUAGUUCUACCACAUCUGGUGAUCUUUCUUUUGGGCACCCCUGAUAUAAAGCAUAAAAUGAUUCAAUUUAAAAGUAAAGCACAUGUGUCCGGUAAAUGAACAAUUCAUAUUUCUGAAAGCUCAAAAUUGAAUAGAUAUGUAACCGUACAACAAAAUCACAGUUCAAUACAUUGUAUACACUGUUGCUAACACCCGCUAUGGACAAUCAGUAGAGUAGGAUAAAUCAUAAGAUAACCCUGUGCAGCUGACUUGGGCCCGGAGAUGAGACAGUGGCCUAGGAACCAUGACUUUGCUUGGCCCCAUUUACCAUCCCUAUGUGAAGAAUGAACUCCCCACGGUCCUUUGGGAUCUUAAUUCUUCUCUGUCAGUCGCAGGGUGAAAUACACACAUUUUGUGUGAACCUCUAUUAUUGUCAAGGUGUCAGGGUGUGGCGUCUAUGGUGACAACUUACACAGUGUGUGUUUCUGUGGUUUAUCAGCGAGUGGUGAAUCUGUGGGUGGAUGGGUAGGUGGUAUCUUUGUGAGCAGAUUUUACGGACAGCCUGUAAAAAUAACAACAAGAUUGAAAAUGGCUCGGUAAAUAGUAGCUGCUACUAACUACCAGCCAUCUUGCUGCAUCUAGACUGAUAGGCAUAGAUGGUAUCCCCCAACUUCUCAUAUCAGUCAUAGUUUUAAUUUUACAAUAAAGUGUCACGUAAACAAUACUGUAAAAAUCGCGAUGGCAUGGGGUGCAAUUGCAACAACCCCCUAAAUCCCAGUGAUAAAACAAAAUUCUGCACUCUUUUCAAUCCAAGUUUUAUUUUUGGUCGGUUGUUUGUAGGAGAUAGAGCUCUGGGCAUCCAGUGGAUAUAUCUCUUUCUUAAUCCCUCUCCUGUGUUGUGUCUUUGCAUGACAGCUCAGAAAUACUCAGUGAUAUCAAUAAUUUACUCUUUGACCAUACAUGACGGCUCCACAGAGAACUUUAAUACUUGGAUAUUGGAAGAGAUCGGGGGUGUUUUGCAGAAAAGCUGGUUGUGAAGAAUGUACAUGUUAAUAAUAGGAAUACUUGAUUUAAAAAAAAUAAGAUCCAGGCUGGAUAGAAGAAAAUUGUAGGAAAACCCAUAAUCUUUCACCUUGAUUUGGACCACUUGGAGUGUAACCAUUCACAUGGAUAUUCACUGAAUGAGAAAUGUUGGGACAGAGUGAAUACAAAGUGAUUCUAAAUUUUAUGCUAUAAUAUUCAAAUAGAAUUGGUGAUUUUUGUCCAAUUCAACAAUUAUGUCUGAUAAUUAAAAAUCCAUUUUUAAUUCACUUUAGAAGCUUUCUCCAAUCCUGUUUUGUUUAUGAUAGAAUAAUGCCCUAUUGGCAUUAUUCUAUUGGUCACCCCCUACACAAACGGUCAAAGAGCAUUCUAAAACAAGGUUACUAACUCAUCUUAAUUCAGUUUUGGGAUAAGCUUCCUGGCACUGCUUAGUGCACCUCCGUUUGACGUCUUGGGUGCUCAUAGAAAAGCCUUGGAUUGGAUCACUUUACCGCAAUUCACCCCGAUAAUCUUUGGAAAUUAUAAAAAGUUAGAACACAUGUAAAAAAUGGUAGUUAGAUCCCUCCUUUAUUUAAAAGGAUAGGGUGUUUGUGUUUUCGAGAGAACAGAGCUCGCAGUGAGAGAGGGUCAGACAGAGGGCCAUGAAUGUGUUUUUAUGCUUCGAGAUUGUAUUGCUGCUGAUUAAGUUAGUCGACAUUAGGAAUUUAUGAUAUUAAAUCACAGCUGUGAAUUACACACAUUACUGCUGUCAUCUCAAACAGGUCAUCAAUCAAAUUAAAGCGUUAUUAUUUGCUAAGUGCGCUGUGUUUCAAAGUUUAGCUGACAUUAACAGUGUUUAAAAUUCCCAUUGUGAAGUAUACAUGUUGCUGCUGUUAACCUGUACAACUUGUCGUACACAUUAAAGUGUCAUUAUCCUUAUAAUACAUUGUCUCUAACAGGUUAGUACGUUGUCAUCUUUAAACUUCACACAUAUCUAUCUAUAGAGAUAUAGCAUGAUUAUUUAUUUUAUUUUUUUCAUUGCAACCAUACUUGUAAUCUGUUAAACAAAAAAAGUGUUGUUUUAUGGUGGACCGAAGGAGAUCUUGGGAUGUUUAAAGAACUGGGCUGAUUUUAUUCUAGGUUACCAUUUUUAUAACCUUCAUGGAUUGCACCCAAAUCGGAAUAGGGUUUGCUGUCCUUGAGGAUAGGAUGGAUGGACAGCUGGAGGCAACGUCAAACUAGGGGAAAGUAAGAAGUAGAGAAGCUAAGGCCCAGACAAAGGUGAAGAUGGGUUAGUGAUGAACUCUAGAGGCUGGGAUCGUAACGUGUUAAUGCUGAUGAGGAUGAUAAGCUGUUAACACUUAUUUAUGGGUAUGGCUUUAAUCACUGGAGGUUUUAAUUAUUCAGACAUGCACUGUGCUAGAGAGACUAGUAAUCUUUAAAAUUGCAUCUUCUUGUCUCAGGUCAUAGAUGCACCACUAGAAAUAAAAUCUUCUCUGGAUCUGGCAAUAACUUCUAACGUUAAACAUUGUCAAAUAUUCCAGAUUCAGGAACAUUGUUACUUAAAGCGAUUCAAUGUUCCUUUAAUUUGUGUUAAAGGACCACUCCACACUGCUAAAUCUCUUUAGCUUUCUGAAGUGCUUUAUGGGUUAGGGUAUUCUAUUUAAAGCCCAGUUUAUAAAAGCGUUGAUUUCAAUGAAAAAUCUGCAAUUUUAUAAAUAAAUUAUGGAACACUCUCGUCUGUCAGUCAAAUGAGCCACCAGUUCAGAGGCUUCUCAAUGAAAACAUUUCCCUGUGAAUAGAGUAAGGGAACUCUUUUUAGGAUGUACCUCCAAUGAAUAUAUCCAUGUAGAAAUCAUACAUGUAUUCACUGGGGUUAUAUCUGCUAAAUAGUCAUUUCAUCUUUUUUGCCCUUUUGGGCAGUGGAGUGUUCCUUUAAUAAUUUUUUGUGUGUUGAUCAUUUUUCUUUCGAACAUAUACACUGCUCAAAAAAGUAAUGGGAACACUUAAACAACACAAUGUAACUCGAAGUUAAUCAAACUUCUGUGAAAUCAAACUGUCCACUUAGGAAGCAACACUGAGUGACAAUCAAUUUCACAUGCUGUUGUGCAAAUGGAAUAGACAACAGGUGGAAAUUAUAGGCAAUUAGCAAGACACCCCCAAUAAAGGAGUGGUUCUGCAGGUGGUGACCACUGACCACUUCUCAGUUCCUAUGCUUCCUGGCUGAUGUUUUGGUCACUUUUGAAUGCUGGUGGUGCUUUCACUCUAGUGGUAGCAUGAAACGGAGUCUACAACCCACACAAGUGGCUCAGGUAGUGCAGCUCAUCCAGGAUGGCACAUCAAUGCGAGCUGUGGCAAGAAGGUUUGCUGUGUCUGUCAGCAUAGUGUCCAGAGCAUGGACGCGCUACCAGGAGACAGUCCAGUACAUCAGGAGACGUGAAGGAGGCCGUAGGAGGGCAAUAACCCUGCAGCAAGACCGCUACCUCCGCCUUUGUGCAAGGAGGAACAGGAGGAGCACUGCCAGAGCCCUGCAAAAUGACCUCCAGCAGGCCACAAAUGUGCAUGUGUCUGCUCAAACAGUCAGAAACAGGUAUGAGGGCCUGACGUCCACAGGUGGGGGUUAUGCUUACAGCCCAACACCGUGCAGGAUGUUUGGCAUUUGCCAGAGAACACCAAGAUUGGCAAAUUCGCCACUGGCGCCCUGUGCUCUUCACAGAUGAAAGCAGGUUCACACUGAGCACAUGUGACAGACGUGACAGGGUCUGGAGACGCUGUGGAGAACGUUCUGCUGCCUGCAACAUCCUCCAGCAUGACCGGUUUGGCAGGGGGUCAGUAAUGGUGUGGGGUAACUGCAUUUCUUUGGGGGGCCGCACAGCCCUCCAUGUGCUUGCCAGAUGUAGCCUGACUGCCAUUAGGUACCGAGAUGAGAUCCUCAGACCCCUUGUGAGACCAUAUGCUGGUGCGGUUGGCCCUGGGUUCCUCCUAAUGCAAGACAAUGCUAGACCUCAUGUGGCUGGAGUGUGUCAGCAGUUCCUGCAAGACGAAGGCAUUGAUGCUAUGGACUGGCCUGCCGGUUCCCCAGACCUGAAUCCAAUUGAGCACUGGAAUUGAUACAACCGAGUUCAAUUCACAGCCAUUCUCCUCUCUCGAUGCUAUCUCUGUGCCGAUAUAAAAAAAGAUGCAAUUUAAUUUUUUAGACCUCCCAAAUGUAUUAAAUAUAGGUUGUAAGUAAACAUAGUGUUAACAUCCUGGAAAGUGAGUGUUCCCCUUUAAACUCUCAACAUUUCUGUUUUAGUAAGAAAAUGUAGGCUGAAUUUUUUAUCUGCUUUUUUCACUUUCUUAACCUUAAAUUAGCACUUAUAAUGCUACCUUUUCUGGCGCUGGUUCUAUAUCUAGCAGUUGUUAUGAUUUGCUAAUAUCUUUGCGGAGAAUGUUGAAUGCGAUGUUAGAAAUAUUUUUUUAUUGUGUUUUUUCUGUGCGCUAGAAAGAUAUUAUCUAGACUGUGUAUCUAUGCAGCGACCCUGCACAUCAGGUUAUGUCUGUCCUUCUCGAAUUCUUUGUGUGUAUUUCAUUCUGUCUGGCUUUGAAUGAGUCUGUCAAUAAACUGCUAGAUAAGACGUCACCCCUGCAGCAAAGAUUAAAUAUGUGAAAGUUAAUAUUUCCAUAGUUACACCACCCCUUCAAUAUUCUACAGAUUGUGUGAUUGUGCUUAAAGCAUUAUCUUAAUGCACUUUUCAGUGCUGUGACAGAGGUAAUGUGCUCUGUUAUACUUAAAUGUUACCACCUCCACAUGAGGAAUGAAGCUAAAAGAAUUUUAGUUCUGAAAUACUGUUUUCUUAUAUUUUUUAUAAAUGAAUGAACUCGCAGGCAUCUAGAAUUUGUGUUCCGACUGCGGGCAGUGUACUUUCUCUGGGUACUUUCCUUGUACAGGUGUCGAUAUUACCAAACACAAAGGGAUCCACUCAGGGCCAGUGCUAGGAUUUUUGGCUACACAGGCGAAGAUGCAUUUUGUCGCCUUCUCACCUCCCCCUUAAAAAAAGUGUCUUGACCUGUGUGUCUCAUACAAACCCCCUUGUGUAUCUCUUACUUUCCUGAGCCCCUAUGUGUGUCUCAUUCUUUCUCCCAGCCUUUUUGUGUGUUGCUUUCUUUCCCCCCAGCCCAAUUAUGUGGCUCUCUCUCCUCAGCCAGUUUUGUGUCUCUCCCCCCCCCAGGGCUCAUUGUGUGUCUUUUUCCUCCCAUGCCACAUAGACAUAGAUAUAUAGCAACACACAACCAUACAGAAUUAUUCAGGCACACAGUCACAGAGAUAUGCAGGCACACAAUCAAACAAACAGUCAUACAUCCUACACAUACAGAUUCAAUGUCAAACAAACACAGACAGAGACACACAUACCGUGUUUCUCCGAAAAUAAGACCGGGUCUUAUAUUAAUUUUAGUCACAAAAAACACACUAGGGCUUAUUUUCAGGGUAGGGCUUAUUUAUUUACGGUACCGGUAUGUACAGCUCUUUCUCUUUACACUCAUCUUGUCUGGGGAUCAAAAUACCGUACUGUCUAAUUAAUCCACCCCCCUUUAAUUAAUCCACCCCCCUUUAAUUAAUCAACCCCCCUUCUAAUUAAUCCACCCCCUCUAAUUAAUCCACCACCCCUUUAAUUAAUACACCCCUCUAAUUAAUCCUCCCCCCCUCUAAUUAAUCCACCCCCCUCUAAUUAAUCCACCCCCUUUAAUUAAUCCACCUUUCAUAAAUCCACCCCUCUAAUCACCCCCCUUUAAUUAAUCCACCCCUCUUUAAAUCCACCCCUUUAAUAAAUCCACCCCCUUUAAUUAAUCCACCCCCCUUUAAUUAAUCCACCCCCCUUUAAUUAAUCCACCCCCCCCCUCUAAUUAAUCCACCCCCCUCUAAUUAAUGCACCCCCCCUUUAAUUAAUCCACCCCUUUAAAUUCUUUAAUUAAUUCACCCCCCCCUUUAAUUAAUUCAGUCCCAGGCAUAAAAUAUCUACUCACAUUUCAAAGAUUCCUUGCCCGCCGAGUCCGACCACUGGGUGCCUCACCGCCCGGAAAUGGAUCCUUCCGCUGAAGAUCCGUGAAGGCAGACUAGUCUAGUCUGCCCAUCUAGUCUGCCCAAUUUUCUAAAUACUUUCAUUAGUCCCUGGCCUUAUCUUAUAGUUAGGAUAGCCUUAUGCCUAUCCCACGCAUGCUUAAACUCCUUUACUGUGUUAACCUCUACCACUUCAGCUGGAAGGCUAUUCCAUGCAUCCACUACCCUCUCAGUAAAGUAAUACUUCCUGAUAUUAUUUUAAACCUUUGUCCCUCUAAUUUAAGACUAUGUCCUCUUGUUGUGGUAGUUUUUCUUCUUUUAAAUAUAGUCUCCUCCUUUACUGUGUUGAUUCCCUUUAUGUAUUUAAAUGUUUCUAUCAUAUCCCCCCUGUCUCGUCUUUCCUCCAAGCUAUACAUGUUAAGAUCCUUUAACCUUUCCUGGUAAGUUUUAUCCUGCAAUCCAUGAACCAGUUUAGUAGUCCUUUAUACUUGUUGAUUUUUAUGAGACACUUUCUCCUGCUCUCCUUUUUUUCACUUUACUCUAUCGUAUUUUAACUUUUGGAUCUUGUUUAAAUAAAGUUUAAUAUUAUUUUUUGUUGUUUUGCCAUUACCUUUGAAUGACUCUACUUAGCAGGUCAUUUCAAUAAGGAGGAAUUCUACCUUUGUUAGGCAGAUUCCUUCACAUUAUUUGUAUUUUUUUUUUUAAAUAUUCCUUUUAGUCAAUGUACAGCCCGGUGCAGUCACUGCAUUGCUACAUUGCUCACUAUUUAGCAAGAUACCAAACCAAUGUGAAGUCUAUCAACAGCAAUUAUUUGAGUUUAAUUCAGUUACAAUUAUUUGAGUUUAAUACAAUGAGCAUUACGUUUGUGGAGAUGGAUGGGAAUGUCACUAAUGGCUGUAUUUUGACAACUCAUUUUAGAAAGUAAAAUGUAUUCCAGGAGUUGUCAAUCAAAGCAUACUGUAAGUGUACUUCCUUAUUGACAGUUUCUCAGUAGUCUAAAUUUUUGCCAAACUAAAUGGACAUCUUAAUGUGGUGUUUAUAGUGCCGAAAUGCUGUGCCUUUUGUCUGGCAAUGUAUAACAAUACCAUUUGCGUACAUUUUGCCUAAAAUAUGCCUCUAGUGACAGGCCUGGAACUAGUUGGUAAUGCAGCACAUUACAGCAUUGGUGCUUAGUAACAAUUAUACUGUAACAUAUUUGUAAUACCUUUUACAAAAUGGUCUAUUUGUGCUACUUUGUGCCUAUGCAAGCUAUUUUUAUUAACACAGAUAUUUCCAUGUUACCGUAAGUGAGAGUUUUUGCAAUGUCACUUUAAUCACUGUGCACUUUAAAACGUAUAUUCUUUUAAAUAAUUAUAAUGCACUUUAAAGUGGGAAUUAGAAAUACACUUUAAUUUUACAAUCUCUUCGAGAGACUGGUUGAAUAUAUUGGAUAGUAACCACGAUUGGAUCGUGGCAAAUUGACCAAGUUAAUCUUCUUUCUCUGUGAUGUAACAUGCGUGAGGUCUACAGCAAUAUAACUGCGACACAUUAUCUACAGGACGUAUGGAUUCAUGUAAACUUACAAUUUCUUUUAUCUUUCUAUAUUGUACAAUAAGUCAGUACAUUAUGGAUAUUGGACCAACUUUUCCCAAAGCUUUUUACAUUUAUAAAUGCAACUGGUGCAGUUUGCUAUUUCUAUAAUUUUUAGAAGAAAAUUUGUAAAUUAUGCGUAGGACCAAUACUAAUUUUAUUCUUUUUCUCACCAUGACAGCCUUUAAAGUUGCCGUUUCAGUGUAAAAGCAAAAUGUUUUCAUGUAACUGUAGAAGAGGGCAAGGUGGGGGGCUUACCCCCCUGGAAGUUUGCCCACAGUGGAAACGCAACCUUAAAAGAAUUAUUUAAAUUGCUAUCUAUGUAAACACAGCAUCUCCCUUAGCUUCGACUUUCUGUUACAAAAACAAGACAUGUAAAGAACUCAUUUUCCACUUGUUUGUGAUCAAAUAUUUAUUUUUCUACAAGAUGUUUGCGAUGUCUUCUUAUGAUUAUACAAUAUUAUUUUCCCCUGCUUUUUAUUUGUUGAUUUGUAACUCACUGAUUGCAUUUUCUAUGCUAAGUGGCAUUAAUUAUGCAUUUAGUACUAUAUAAAAUAAUAUUAAAACGGUUCUAUUCUUUCUAUUGCUUUUUGCUCUUUGCAAGUUCUCAUGAAUAAUUCUUAUACAUAGUCGAGACAACUCCUGGUUCUUCUGAAGGAAUGCAGAACAAACACAAAUGCUCCAGGGCAUGAGGUGGGAAUGAUAGUAACCGAAUCUCAGUACCAAGAGAUCAAAUACUGAUACCCUGUUAGAUGAGGUGCAUCCUGAAACCACUCAGAAUUUUCAGAUAUUUGAGCUAUGCAAGUCAUAGCUAUUGGAAAUUAAUUCUGUGUUGCAUAAACAUUUCCUUCGUAAAAUUUCCCCUCUUGCACAGCUAGUAAUACAAUCACUGGAGUUCACUUUAGUUUGCCUAAAGUGCCAUGCGCUGUCUAACAGUUUAAUAUCAACACAUUUAUGAAUAGUUUGCUAUAGAUCAAGGCUUUUCUCAGAGGACCUCUUCCUCAUCUUUUCUUUUCAUAAUGCAAAAUUAGCACUUGUGCCUUAUCGUUUUUUUCCCAACCUUUUUAGAUUUACUGGUUGAAAGUGUGGGGUCCGAAUUAGCCCAGUGCUUUCCAUUCAGUGUAAACCAGGCUGGACAAACUGGCAUUUAUAAUGGGGAAAUGAUGGUGAUGAAUAUUGUCAUGAGGUACCUUGGACCUGGUGGAAAGUCCUGGUUUAAAGGUAACCAAUUUUAA